This is a messenger RNA of Pleurotus ostreatus (oyster mushroom), 1788 nucleotides long. It is a transcript of the gene RRP9, whose product is annotated as pre-rRNA processing protein. The record is from RefSeq and is a predicted model, not a curated record. NCBI's taxonomy places the organism in Eukaryota, Fungi, Basidiomycota, Agaricomycetes, Agaricales, Pleurotaceae. Gene Ontology annotation, molecular function: snoRNA binding; protein binding. The transcript has 6 exons. Bases 1 to 1788 code for a protein of 595 amino acids. Gene Ontology annotation, cellular component: small-subunit processome.
AUGCCAGACGCAUUCUUCUCGUCUACAAAACCACGGAAGCGGAAAAGGACACAGUCUGUUGGCGGCGCAGAUAGGUCCUCGCGUCCUGCGAAGAAACAAGCAAAACCAGAUGCCCACUCAAGAGGCAAACGCGUCAAUGGUCCGUCGAAGGUGAACGGCGGCAAGCAAAAGAAGAGGCAGGAUGAAGAGCUGCACUCUGACCGAACCGAUGAAUCAGACGGGGGAGGAAUCGAUGAUAUGGACUUGCGUGCAGCAUCCGAAGAAGCGCACAGCGGCGACGAGUACGCGGAUGAGACUCCAGCAGACAAGAGGCUUAGGCUGGCCCAGCUGUACCUCGAGUCGGUCAAAAAGGGCCUCGCUGAUGGUGAAUUUGAUGCGAAGGAAAUCGACAAGGAAUUGAUAUCCGCGAGGUUGAGACAAGACGUAUUAGAGCACUCUGGAAAGGUGCAUCAGUUUAUCGCGAAUUCUUUCAACUUCGAAGACCCUCCACAGUCAUCCAUGAAAACGAGAGGCCAUCGUUUGUCUGUAACAUCCGCCGUCGCUGCCGAAUCUGCGAGGUACCUGUUCACGUCCGGAAAAGAGGGUCACAUAAUUAAGUGGGACAUGACGACAGGGAAGAAGCUAGCUACUCUGUUUAAGGUGCGCUCUAAUGGGAAGGGAAAGGGUAAGGCUCCGCCAGCGGGCGAUGUUAAAGGGCACACGGAUGAGGUGCUUGCCCUGGCCCUCAGUUCCGACGGAAAAUACCUAGUGAGUGGAGGAAGAGAUAGGAGGGUGGUCGUCUGGGACGCUGAGAAGGCCGAGUGGAUAAAAUGUUUUACUGGCCCAAUGUGCCACAGAGAUGCUGUAUCCUCAUUAUCUUUUCGCAAAGCGACACAUCAACUUUAUUCAGGCUCUUUUGAUCGCACGUUAAAAGUCUUCGAUCUCACACCAUCUGUAAUGGGGUAUGUCGAGACCUUGUAUGGUCAUCAAGACCACGUUCUUUCCGUCGACGCUCUUCGCUUGGAGACUUGUGUUAGUGUGGGUGCUAGGGAUAAGACGGCGAGGUUCUGGAAGAUUGUCGACGAGACGCAGCUAGUGUUUAGAGGUGGCGGAAGGAGUAAGGUCAGAGAGAUGCUAGAGGGCGGGUUACGGGGUGAUGAUGAUGGGGAGGACAACACGAUGGACGUUGACGGACGUUCUACGAAACGAAAAGGAAACGAAGCCCAGAAGUUCAUCGAGGCCAGCUUAGAAUGCAUAGCCAUGAUUGACGAGUCGACUUUCGUUAGUGGCGGUGAUAGCGGCUCGAUAAGUCUGUGGAGUACUACGAAAAAGAAGCCGAUAUUCACUCAACCUCUCGCCCACGGACUCAACGAGGCGCAAUCGGAAACUGAAGGAGUCAUACAAACACCUCGUUGGGUGACCGCUUUGGCAAGUCUGCGAUAUUCAGAUAUAUUUGCGUCAGGAUCCUGGGAUGGCGACAUACGCAUAUGGAAGCUCGACCCAAAACUCAAAUCCUUCGAGCUUGCUGGCAAACUGUCUCUUCCAGGCGUCAUCAACUCUCUUCAACUUCUCUCACCGCCCAAAGGGUUCCUAUCGAGUACUUCAUGGCUAGCAUCGCAAUCAUCAUCGCAACCGGACGAGCAGGUAACGGCUACCCGUCUGUCAAAAAAUAAAAUUGGUGUACCCGAGUCAAUACUACUCAUCGUUGGCGUGGGGCAGGAGCACCGACUUGGGAGGUGGCUGUCUGUAAAGGAGGGCUCCUUUAACGGUUCAUAUGUCGCAGUAUAUUCACCUCGGACGCUAAACUAG